AAUGAGUUCAGGAAGUGAAAAAUUAGAUUAAGUACAUCAACAUCAUUUGAUGGCACCAUUAAAACCUUUUUUUCCUAAUUAAAAUUUGGAAGAUAAAAGAAUUAAAACAGCAGCUAGAGAAUUUCAUGAUUUCUUAAAAGAAGCAAUAGAUGAAGAACAUCAACAUUUACUUAAUACUGAUUAAUCAAUUAUUAAUGAUGAGAUAAUUAAGAUGCCAUUACCAGAAACUAAGGCAGAAAUUAAAGAAUUGAUAUAUGAAUUAAAAAGAAUACAAAGUGAAGAAGAAUAGCUGUUAUUACAUUUUAUAGGAUAAGCUAAAUAAUUAGAUAAUAAUGAUAAAACUACUCCAAAAAGACUAAAAGAUUUCUUUGAAGGAUUUUAUUAUGAAGUUAUGAUUAGAAGUAAUGAUAAAAAGAAAUUAUAUGACAAAGUUUUAUUAAGAGAAGAAUAAUUGUAAUUAUCAUUUAAAUAUCAAGAUAGAAGCACUUAUCCUUAUUAGAAAUUAAUAUGACUAAAAUUGAAAAGAAUUAUGAAUCUAUCAAAAAAUGGCAUGAAAUUAGAUCAUUGAGAUAAACUGGGUAAUUAUUUUUAUUCAUUUUUUUAAGGAGAUAUAAAAAUAGUACUACAAAAAUCUAAAAGAUACAGAUUCCUAAUAAUGUUUCAAUAUAAGCUUUGAGUUAGGAUUUUCUUACUAAAAAUGUGAAUAUUCAACAUCAUGAAUAAUAAUCUGUAUUACAUGAAGAUGUUAUGACUAAACCAAAUGCAAUUACAUCAGGAUAUAAUUUAGAAUAUAAACCUAUAUAAUUUAAAGAAUUAUAAUAAGAUUUGAAAGAGAUUGAAAUUGAUGAGACAAGUGUAUAUGAUUGGAUUGUUGACAUUGAUUUAAUAACUACUAUUGCUAAAAAUGGUUGGAGAGUAUAUUUGUCUAAGAAAUUUGCAGAUGCAUAAGUAAAAUAAGAAUCUGAAAUACCAAAUUAUGGAUUCAGUAAAUAAUAACAUAAAGCAUAAUGGGAAGGUGCAGCUGUUGCAGUUGUUGGAUUAUAUGAUAAAGGAAAAACAUUUGUACUUAAUAAUCUUACUUCUUCAAAUUUACCAUCAGGCAAAAAGGUAACUACUAAAGGGGUUUCAUUUAAACAUGUGAAUGUAGAUUCAGGUACAUAGUUGAUUCUUGUUGAUACUGCAGGUAGUUAUUCACCUGUUAAAAUUACAAAUGAAUUAAGUAUUGUUGAAAAAGAAGCAACUGAAAUGUUUAUUACUGAUCUAGUUUUUGAAAUAUCAGAUUAUUUUAUAUGUGUAGUUAAUGACUUUACUAGUCUUGAUUAAAGAUAUUUAGAUAGAUUAAGUAGAAAUCUAUAGAAUUCUCCUAAUAAAACAUUUAGAGAAAUUAUUGUUAUACAUAAUCUUAAGGAAGUUGAAUCACCUGAAAUAUUAGAACAUGUUUGGAGUACUUAAGUUACUUAAAUUUAUUAAAAUGGAUCAAUUUAAAGAACUAAAGUAGCAUCAAUAAAUCCCACUAAUAAUUAAUUAUAAGAAAAACAUGUAUUAUGGUUCAAAACUGAAUUCACUAGACAUGUUUGUUUAGUUAAUGAUGAUUCUUAUUUAGGAAUGUCAAUCAAUCCAUGGGUUUUCUCAUUAUUAAGAUAUUGGUUAAAAGCAGUAUUUGUUCCUGUAAAUAGAUAAUUCUCUGUUGUUGAUAGUAUCAUUCAAUUUAGUAAGGUAAUUAAAUAAUUAAUUUUAAUUAGACUAAAUUAUCAUCUUAUUUUAGAACUAUACUUACACUAUAAAUUUAAGAUACUGAUGAUUUCUUAGUUAAAACUAUUGUCACUUAAUAAGAAGUUUAAGAUAGUAAUGUUAGAAUACCUUAAGUUUCUAUUGAUUCUAGUGGUUUAAUUAUGACUAGACCAGAUAGUUUCUUACCUAAUACUGAUAUUAUUGCUACUGAUUAGUAUAUUAUAUACAUGGAUGUACCAGGAUUAACCAAAAAUGAAAUUCUUGUUUAUCGUUAAAAUGUUGUUACUAUUAUUAAAGGAAUACGUAAAAGACCUUAUGAUGUAUUUCUAUUUAUUUAGUUUUUAUAAGUCUGAAAAACUAGAACGAAGUGAACGUAAGUAUGGAGAAUUUGCACUCUCAUUCAAAAUUCCUGAAAUAUAUGAAAGAAAAUGGAGUACUUUUACAGUUGAAAAUGGAGUUUUGACAAUUGUUUAUGAAAAAGAUAAAGAUGAUUAAAUUGUCAGAUAAAAAAAAUAAGAGUGA
Messenger RNA from Paramecium sonneborni, 2253 nucleotides. NCBI's taxonomy places the organism in Eukaryota, Ciliophora, Oligohymenophorea, Peniculida, Parameciidae. The record is from the annotation of a GenBank genome assembly.